GCAACUCGUCGCCUUUCACAGUUGUCUUCACAAUAUACGUAUACGGAGACUGGCCCAUGACAGCAAUGAGCAGCAAAUUGGUAAUAAUUCUGUUUGGCGCGUGCUUGCUCGUGCUACAUGCACCUUACGCUGCUGCCCAGGAGAUAGGUAUUCCCGAAUUCUCUUUUGGGCCAGUGGGUGGUGACGAUGGUGCUCAAGAGAUAGACAUCCCCGAAUCCCUUCCAGAGACAGUGGAUGGCGACGAUGGUGCUCUGGAGAUAGGCAUUCCCGGCGAUGGUGACUUUGGAGGCGAGCUGCCUACUGGAAUCGGGCCAGUCAUCGAAACGAGCAGCGAGGGCAGCAAUUCUACAGAACAGACGACAACCGAGACCGAGGCCGAGGCGGAGGCCUCUACCACCGAACAAGAAUCCCGUGUUGGCAAAAGCAACUCGAGGCACAUUGCAAACUCAAGGACUGCAUCUCACGCCAAAGCCAGGACAGCUGCUAAAGCCAGGACAAUAGCCAAAGCCAGGACAAUAGCCAAUGCCAGGACAGCUGCCAAAGCCAGAACAGCUGCCAAGAAGGCAAGCAGAGCAGUGCACAAAGCGUGAUCACAGCUUCAACCUGGAUUCUGCGUCUCCAUGUUAUCAACUAAUAAAUGAUUAACUUGUGUUGUGUAUCCUGAUUUGGGCAGGUUAUUUCUCCAAGUGAUUUUGAAGUAAAGAUCUUGUUUAACGGAAGAAA
Schistocerca americana (American grasshopper) is the source of this 723-nucleotide messenger RNA. RefSeq lists its product as uncharacterized. The transcript is spliced from 2 exons. The record is from RefSeq and is a predicted model, not a curated record. Lineage: Eukaryota; Metazoa; Arthropoda; Insecta; Orthoptera; Acrididae. The coding region runs from base 57 to 590 and encodes 177 amino acids.